This is a messenger RNA of Ornithodoros turicata, 2999 nucleotides long. RefSeq names its product inhibitor of nuclear factor kappa-B kinase subunit alpha-like. Bases 148 to 2340 code for a protein of 730 amino acids. NCBI's taxonomy places the organism in Eukaryota, Metazoa, Arthropoda, Arachnida, Ixodida, Argasidae. The record is from RefSeq and is a predicted model, not a curated record. Gene Ontology annotation, biological process: tumor necrosis factor-mediated signaling pathway; peptidyl-serine phosphorylation; positive regulation of transcription by RNA polymerase II. Gene Ontology annotation, cellular component: cytoplasm; IkappaB kinase complex. Gene Ontology annotation, molecular function: ATP binding; IkappaB kinase activity. The transcript is spliced from 19 exons.
ACUCAUGACUCAUGUAUCCGUGCCAAUCCGUACCGCGUUGUUUUCUCUCCGGACCACGGUUCAGGCUACGGCGCUUAUCUCAGCGAAAAGUGCACAAUAUUAUUAUGAUACCUGUUUUGGGUACACUAUGAACUAGCAUAUUUAAGUAUGGUACUAGGACAUUACGUCGACGACUCCCAGCUUGGAGAAUGGAGGAAGGAGAGGCCACUGGGACGUGGGGGUUUUGGUGCAAUCACUCUCUGGAGAAAUAUGGUGACUGGCGAUUCAGUUGCAGUAAAAUGUUGCACCAAGUCCGCAUCGGAAAUGUCUGCCAGGAAUCACGAGCGUUGGGCACAGGAAGUGGAAAUUCUGCAGAAACUGGAUCACCCGAACGUUGUCAAGGGUCUUGCCGUUCCAAAGGAGUUUGAACCCUUAAGCUUAAGCUCCUCAUUGCCUUUCAUGGUAAUGGAAUAUUGUAAUGGAGGAGAUCUCCGAAAGGUGCUUUCGAGGCCAGAAAAUUGCCGUGGCUUGAAGGAAAAAGAAGUGUGUCGCGUGCUCAAAGAUGUCACAUCUGCCAUUGCAUACCUGCAUAAACAUCGCAUCAUUCACAGGGAUCUUAAACCUGAAAACAUUGUUCUUCAGGACCAAGCCGGAGAAGUGGUGUACAAGCUCAUAGAUCUUGGCUAUGCUAAAGAGCUGGAUCAGAACAGCAUAUGCUCCUCGUUUGUUGGCACCCUCCAAUACUUGGCACCAGAACUGUUCACACGUGAGCCAUACACGAGCUCGGUAGACUACUGGAGUCUCGGGAUUGUGGCGUACGAAGUGGCGUCUGGGACACGCCCCUUCUUCCCCAAUGAAGGUCCCCCCAUUUGGGUUCCUUGUGUCAACCAGAAGGGCAGCUCACACAUCGCGGGAGAGCUCAACGUCAACGGCGAUCCAGUUUACAGCAGUACCUUACCUCUCUCAACCCACUUAACAAGGAUCUUAAAAGCAGAGCUAGCGACUUGGCUCCAGGUGCUUCUGCAGCUGGAUCCGCAAAGAAGAGGUCGAAAAAACGGGGUUUCAGCUUAUGAUUUGCUGGAAAACAUUCUAUCUCAACAGGUUGCUCAUAUCUUCAGUGCCACAAAGCUAUCUGUGACUACAGUUCCCCGCUCAGAUGCCUCUACCUUGUCAGAUAUUACUCGACAAACUUUUGCGGACAGGACAACUCCCGAAGCAAACUUGCUGCUGAUGGACAAGGGAGUUGUUGCACCUGAGGACAUCUGGACAGCAUGUGCAGACCUCAGGGAUCCUGCCAUAACAUUGUACCUGUUUGAACUCUCCAUGGAUCAGAGCAACUGUGAAUCAUACCGACCAGAGUACCUCCUUGAUGUUAUCAACGUGGUUUCCAGAUGCGAGGAGGAUCGGCACGUACAGGCCAAUGUGAAACACCUUUGGGCGGAAGGCAUCUUCUGCGUACAACAAGAGGUUGCAAACUGUCAGCAGCUUCUGUAUGCCUACCAAACAUUUCUGAACUACAUAAAGGCCCAGAAUAAAGCCCUUCAGUCGGAGGUUGUCCAGGUUGUCGCUGAAAUGACCGCUGCCUCUGCAAAGAUGAAGUUUGCGCACGAGUGUUUCGUAAUGGAUGUGGAGUCCCUCCAAAGGCUGAGACGUGAAAGUACUUCUUCAGCAGUGGACAGGUUAAUCAAGGAUUGGUCAUGCUGUGACGACCUCUUGAUACCGGUCGACUACGAGAACCAAGCUAUAAAAGCGGUGCAGAAACGUGCAAGUGAGCUUGCAGUAAGGGUCGCAGAAUAUGAGAAAACUCCCUUUGCUUUGUCAAAGCAGCCCAUUGUGUUGAAGGACAAGCUGAAUGGUAUUCUCGAGCAGUACGCCGAUGCAAAAAAGAAGAUGAGAGAAACACAGUGUUUUAUUGCUCUGUGUCAUAAAUUGCAUUCUGGUCUCGUCGACUUUGUGCAAGAGGAAGGACGGUUCGUUGAAGAGUGCCAAAAUUACAUGAGACAGAUGUGUGCCCUGCUGAAAGACAUCCAAUCUCUGAGCCCUGAGUUGAGGUCACAUGUGGAGCAUAUUCACACAUUAAGCUGGAAGGUGUCUAGUCAACAGAGAAAGAGGCAGGAAACCAUUUGGAACCUCCAGCGUAAAAGUGUGUACACUUCCGCUACACCACAAGAAAAGGACGUGCUAGGCAGCUGUUCCGCGAAGAGUGAAUGCAGUAGUACAGCCUCUCUACGAGAUGCUGUAGAGCACUGCCUUAGUUCGUCAGCGAAAACAAGACUAGACAGUGAUGUACUUCUUCUCAAAGUGGAGUCUGCCUUGAGUGGUAUGAUGACUUCAGGGUCGUUUCACACGUGUGAACUGUGAAAUGAUGGGGACCUUCCCUACCACAUUUCGGAAACUCUUUUGCUCCUGUCACGUAGUGGCUAGUGUGGCAGUGACCACGAGUAGCUGCUGAUCUAGCACUGCUGCCCGUGAGAGGUGGUAUCACUUCGUAGCGCUGAAUAGGCCUCUUCAGACAAAUGUGUUGUUACGCAGCGUUCCAAUGUACAUCGCCAUGCAAGACAUGCCUCUUUAGGCCGCUCGAAUGAUUGCAAGUAACGCAAUAUUACAAGUUUGUCACAGUCCAGAAAUGUGUCUGCAAAAUGGUUUCCUUUAUGAUGGCUUUGUUUAGUUAUUGCCCUGCGGACAUCAUUAAAAAAAAAAAAAAGAAUAGAGGGCUACAGGAUGUUCAAAAUGUGGGUCAGCUGAAGUGUGGCACUAGUCAAUGACAUACUCUUUUCAUCUGGGGAGAGUGCUAAAUUGUACUAGACAGUGUGACAUGGAACGUAAAGAUUGACCGAUACGCUAUGUGAUUAUAUUGCGAUAUUAUAAGACAAUAGGUGCUGUUAAUUCCAGUCCCAAUGUUAUCUUAAUUUUGCCUUGCGUGCUGCAAAAUAGCAAAAGCUGUACAUACGAGAAUUAUUUUGUUGUAUGACAGGGCAAUUAUGCAAAAUACAAUAAACGCCAUGUAUGUGCUUUCAUAA